GUCAGUUCGUGAAGUCGUCAGCCAGUCUAAAAUAUACGGACUGGAAAUCUCACGGUUAGUGCCACACAUGGAGGACGAUAUAAUUUUAUAAAAAUAAGUUUUCGAAUAGUGAAUCAUAUAAGGAAGCUUGGCAUUUUGCAGAUGAAAAAUAUUUUUUGAAAUGUUUUCCAGUAUUCCCAGGUCGUUUUUGUGCUGCUCCAACGCAAUAGUCCCGAAUCGGGCUCUAGCGUUAGCACUAACAAAAUGUCCAGCAUUAUUAGAACCAGCGUCGCAAUGUCGGAACUACCACGAGGUGACCGGCAAUAUUAUAUGCCCCAACAUGGUGAGGGGUAUCGAUCACCUCAGAGACCCUCGCCUUAACAAGGGUCUUGCAUUUACGUUAGAAGAGCGUCAAGCCCUUGGCAUUCAUGGUCUCUUAGCGGCCAAGUUUAAAUCACAAGAGGAACAACUGGAUAUUUGCAGAAUAUCAAUCGAUAGAUAUGAGGACAAUCUGAACAAAUAUCUUUACCUCGUCGAGUUACAGGACAGAAAUGAGAAAUUGUUCUUCCGACUUUUGUCCGAAAACGUCGAAAAGUAUUUGCCAAUUGUUUACACACCCACCGUGGGCUUGGCCUGCCAAAGAUUCGGUCUCAUUUAUAGAAGACCUAGAGGUCUUUUCAUCACCAUCAACGAUAAGGGACAUAUAUUUAAUAUUCUCAAAAAUUGGCCUGAACCUGAUGUUCGUGCAAUAGUAUUCACGGAUGGAGAACGUAUCCUCGGCUUAGGAGACUUGGGUGCAUAUGGUAUGGGUAUACCUGUGGGUAAACUCUCUUUGUACACAGCGCUGGCUGGUAUAAAGCCACAUCAAUGUCUUCCGAUCACAUUGGACGUUGGAACUGAUAACCAGGAUUUACUGGAAGACCCACUUUACAUCGGCUUGCGUCAAAAGAGAGUAAGGGGUAAAGAGUAUGACGAAUUUAUUGACGAAUUCAUGGAAGCGUGUGUCCAAAGAUAUGGACAGAACACACUGCUACAGUUUGAGGACUUCGCGCUCGGUAACGCCGGUCGUCUCCUCGCGAAGUACAGAUACAAGUAUUGCACGUUCAAUGACGACAUCCAAGGAACCGCCAGCGUGGCCGUGGCCGGUAUGAUGGCAGCCGUCAGGAUCACUAAGAGGAAACUCAGCGAAAACAUCUAUUUCUUCCUUGGAGCCGGAUCUGCUGCAAACGGUAUAGCAAACCUUACUGUUGCCGCGAUGGUGUCUGAAGGUUUGACUGAGAAGCAAGCUCAAGACCGAGUCUACAUGUUCGAUAUUGACGGACUUUUGUCUACGAGACGAGAAGGCGGUGUUCCCCCUCACGCGAAGGUCUUCGGCAAGGAUGUCGAGCCCGAGAAGGACUUUGAGAAGUGCAUUGCAAAGAUUAAACCAAGCUGCCUUAUAGGUUGUUCUACUGUGGGAGGUGCGUUCACUCCGAACGUUUUAAAGCAAAUGGCUCUGAACACCGAACAUCCGGUUAUCUUCGCCCUCUCCAAUCCCACCAGUAAAGCAGAAUGUACCGCACAGGCAGCAUACGACAACACUGAAGGUCGCUGCAUUUUUGCUUCGGGCUCCCCCUUCCCCCCCGUUCAGUAUGGCGGCAAGGAGUACCUCACGGGACAAGGAAACAACUCUUACAUCUUUCCCGGAGUGGCUCUCGGGGUUAUCGCGACGGCGACCCAUCACAUACCGGAGACCAUGUUCUUGACUGCUGCUCGGACUCUAGCUAACUAUGUUAGCACAGAUGAUCUGGCGCUUGGUCGUAUUUAUCCAUCUCUCGCUGAAGUAAAGGAGGUUUCACUUGCAAUAGCAAUAGAGGUCGCAAAGAUGGCUUACGACGAAGGUCUUGCUUCAGUUUAUCCCCAGCCGAAGGAUCUAGCUAAGCAUGUCGAGAACCAGAUGUAUAACUACAACUACGAGAGCUCCAUGCCCAUCGUGUGGGACUGGAAACCAGAAGAGAAGUUCAACAUUAGACCAAUACAACCAGUACCCAAAAAUAUUUAAACAGUAUUUUUUUUUUAUCUAUUCAAAGCAUUUUGCGACAAGGUUGAAAGAUUUUGUGUUUUUUUUUAAUUAUUAUUUGAUACACAAUGUAUUACCUCCGUAUUAGCUAAUUUUUAAGGUUUUUAUGAAACGAGAUUGAAUAAGUCAAGUUAUUAUAAUGAUACUAGAGUAAUUGUUGAUUAUAAGGAGAGUUUUAGUCCCAUUAAAAAAUGCAUGAUUAAAUUAAGUAAAAUUGUAGAAAUAAUCAAUUAUACGUAUAUUUCUAAAAAUUUCCAUCAGUCAAUGUGUUCAAACUGUGCACAGAUUAAAUAUUAGAAAUUUCUAGAAUUACUAUAAUACCGUGACUUGUUUGAUUCGACAAUGAAAAACAACGCUUCUAAAGCAACUGUAUUAAGAAUAUAUUUUGAAGAUCAAAGAGUAUUUAUAAAAUUUAAUUGAUGCAUAUUUUGAUUUGUAAACAUAAUUUUUGUCUGACUUCUAUAUAAAAAAAAAACUAUUUAUCGUAGUUUGUAGCUAUGGUUACUCUAUAAUAUUUAUUGUAUGUAUGUUUGUGCCAGUAGAUGUAAUACCGUUGUUUGUGCAACGUAUAUGUGGCCAGUAUCGCUUGAGCCCCGUUUACGACUAAUACAAAUUCGGUAAUAUUAGAUCUGUUUCGUGCAAAAAAAAUAUUUAAAUUAUUUUUCAAAUUUAGUGAUCUUUAAUGAUUCUUAACUGGUCUUAAAUUAUUAGUUACGUUUUAUAAAACCUUUGCCCGUGUAUUUUUGAGUAUUACGUCAUUUCUGUACGAAAUUCAACGUCUAGUCACCGCAGCAUUACGUCAUCUAAUACUAUACUUAAAUUCUUACUUUUAAAUAAUAAAAUAACAUAAAAGACAUGUAGGGACAUUAUUUGUAAGAAAAUGUAGAUCCAUAAUGUAUUUAUAUAUUAUUAUCAACUUUUAUCUAUUUAUAUAUUAGGCCCUAAAUUGGUUCGAUCGACCACGAAGUGAGACAUUAUAUUUAUAAUUAUUUACUUAAAAUGUAUGUUACACAACUGAACAGUUGAACGUGUUUAAUUAACUUUGACGAAUGCUUUAUGUCAUCAGCUAUAUACUUCGACUGGGAAUAAAGUAUACGUAUUUCGUUCAGUAUUUUAAUAUAGUGAGACAGGUUUUAUUUUCGCUGAGCGAAAAAAAAUAUUAAUUUAUGUUGAUUCAAGUUUUGUGUAAAUUUAUGUUAAACCCGGUAUCUCUUGAUACGAAGUGAUUAUGUUGCUGUGAGGUGUAUGUAGGUUUUGAACUAACCACCCGUGUUAAUGUUUAAAUUAAUUUGUUGGUUGUGCUUGUUCUGUUCUGUUAUGGACUAUUAUGUAAUUUAUCACUAUUUCAUCUUUUUUUUUUUCUUGUGAUAGAUAAUAAAAUUAGAUUAUAUAUAGUGCUGUUCAAUAGAAUUUAUAUAAAUUAAAAGCUUAAAGUUUUGUGAGCUCAAAACAAUACAUUUAAUAUUUAUUUUAAAUUAUUAUUAAAUAAUAAGAAAAUAAAUAUAGAUAAAUAACAACGAAAUAAUCUAUAAAGGCGUUCUAUAUACAUUUGGCGUAAGACCGAAAAUUAACAGCGGUUUGGAGGUGUUCACGGUUUCGCGUAAGUUAAAAAUUCAACAUUUAUCUAUGUUUGAACUAGAAUGAUGUAUUUUUUUUUAUGAAUUCUAUUGACAUGAACUAUUUAAACAUAGUACAGUUCGAGAACUACCCGUGACGUGUUGCUUUAUUCGUUAUAAAAUAUUCUAAUUUUCAAUAACCACACUUAUUAAUGUUACGCACUAUUGGCGAAGCAAUAAAACAAUCGGAUUAUAAAAUGUUAUGAUAUUAAUAAAAAAGAAAGUCUUUAAAGACUAAUAUCCUAGUAAAACGUUUGAACUCGUUUUAUUUCGUGUGGUUGUUAAUAUUAUAGUCACAAUUUGAAGUGCCGUAUUAUAUAUUACUAAUAAUGCGUGAUUGUAUGAAGUUGCUAUAAAUGUCACAUUUUCUUCAAUCUAUUUCACUGUCAUAGAAAAGAGUCUAUGUGAAGAUUAUGGUAUUUAUUUAAACUUAUUUACGUUAAUGUAUUUAUUAUUUUGUUGUUUGGCUUAAAUCGAUGUCGGUGUGUUAAGGUACUCGUUGCUUAAGGUCGAAUAAUGAUUCGUGUGACCUUUGCCUAACAGUAAUUGUAGUAUGACAUGGGUUCGGUGUGUUUAUGUUCAGUGUACUAGGUCAAUUUAUUUACAAUUUAGAAACUUCAUGGAAUACAAGGCGUUUAUGUGUUUGUUCUCUAGAAAGUAAAUUGUUCAAUUAUAUCGAAUGGAUGUUACUAAUUAAAAAUGUUCAAAACCUUA
Vanessa atalanta (red admiral) is the source of this 4368-nucleotide messenger RNA. It is a transcript of the gene Men-b, whose product is annotated as NADP-dependent malic enzyme-like. Lineage: Eukaryota; Metazoa; Arthropoda; Insecta; Lepidoptera; Nymphalidae. Gene Ontology annotation, biological process: pyruvate metabolic process; malate metabolic process. The record is from RefSeq and is a predicted model, not a curated record. The coding region runs from base 161 to 2020 and encodes 619 amino acids. The transcript is spliced from 12 exons. Gene Ontology annotation, molecular function: malate dehydrogenase (decarboxylating) (NADP+) activity; NAD binding; malate dehydrogenase (decarboxylating) (NAD+) activity. Gene Ontology annotation, cellular component: mitochondrion.